UCACUGCAUGCAAAAUAUGGAACAAGCAGAAAGAGCACGAGAGAGAGAUUCAACUCACCGACACAGGCAGAGAGCUUUCAGUCACUGAAUACUUACACCUGGAAGAAACAGGUAAGUUCACAUAGACAUGCUGGACUCAGGUGGAGAUUCACCAUCAGCCUCCUCCAUGGAUACAAAGAGGGACACAGAGGAUAACCGCAUGGAGGGAAUGACGAUGGAAAGAGAAAUUAAACACACAAUGGGUGAUGACUUUUCUGACGACAUGCACCAACUCCCAUCAUUGGGAGAAGGAGCAUCCAACUGCACGAGAGUCGGAGAGAGAUCAAGACCCAGUCUCCUGUGGACAAAGAGCUUCCCCCCUUACAGUCAGUGCAUCGGUGGACUCGGAGACCGGGACAGUGAGCUUGAUUCAGAAACAAGCAUCCAUCACCAGCAACAUCUCAACCAUGAUGAGAUGAUGAAGGAUGAAGACUGGAUGGAGGGUUUUCAAAGCACAGAAAGAAAAGAUGACGUUGAAGUGAAUCCAAGAUGUGCAAGGGAGGAGAUGAGGGAAAAAUGGAAGGCAAAAGUGAAGGAGAGGUCAGGAGGGAGCUAUGAGGACGAUAGAGACAGAUGGGACAGAGGAAGGUCGGGUGGGAAAAGAAGAGUGGAAGAGAACGGUGGAGAAAGAGUCUGUGAUGAUGAGGAAAGGGUAGGGGGCACAAAGAGAUAUUGGACACACAGAAAAGGUAGAAACUCCACUUUUGAAAAAGAAAAGAGGGAUGAAGAGAGGAAGAGACUUUCCGUUUUAGUCGAAGAUGGAGAGAACAAGGGGAGUGGGGAAGACCUUAAGGAAGAGGCUGAGGAGCUGCCGGGAACAAGAGAAGGCUCCACGUCACAUCAAUGGUCCUCCCCACAUCCGAUCCUCUCCAAGCUGUUAAACUCCUCGUCCACCACCUCCUCCUGCUCCAUCAACCUCUCCUCAGUGGAGAGCGACGACGUCUUCAGUGAAGGAGAGGAUGAUAGCAAAAAGAAAACAUCCAGGAAGUGUCAUUCCUGGAAAACCUACCUGACCAUGAUGCACUGGUCGCUGAGGCGGCAGAGCUCCUGGGCCCAGCUGGCUGGACAUCAAGGUAACUUCCAGCUGAGUAGCGAGGGGGAGGUGCUGAAACUGCACAAUGAAGAGGAGGCGAAGUGUCUCGAACGCCUGAUGAGGGACCCACUGAGACCCUUUGUCCCUGAGUUUCACGGAACGGUCACCAGGGGGGAGCGCUGCUACAUCCGGCUGGAGGACCUGCUGAGCGGCCUGAGGAAACCUGUGAUCAUGGACUGCAAGAUGGGAGUAAGGACAUACCAGGAGGAGGAGUUGACCAAAGCUAAGACCAAAGACCUGCGGAGUGACAUGUACCAGAGGAUGGUGAAAAUAGAUCCGUCCACCCUGUCAGAAGAGGAACACAGACAGAGAGGUGUGACCAAGUGGCGCUACCUUCAGUGGAGGGAUACAACCAGUUCUACAUCCACACUAGGUUUCAGAAUAGAGGGCAUCAUGAUGGAGGACGGCAGCGUCCAACGGGACUUCAGACAAAUUAAGACUUUAGCUCAGGUCACAGAGGCAUUGCUGUACUUCACCAGAAAGCAGCUGGACGUCCUGAAAGCCUACCACUCCAGACUACUGGCCCUGAGUGAUGCAUUGAGGAAUUCAAGAUUUUUCAGAACCCAUGAGGUGAUCGGCAGCUCGCUCCUCUUUGUCCAUGACCCUAGCAGCAUGGCCAGCGUGUGGAUGAUAGACUUUGGGAAGACGACCCCAGUGCAGGACACAAUCAAGCUCCGACACAACAUCCCGUGGGUCGAGGGGAGCAGGGAGGAUGGCUACCUCAUUGGCCUGACCUCCCUCAUCACGUCUUUGAGCCAGGCCAUCAGUGCGGCCUCCUUUCACAAGGAGGAGGGCGGCAGAGAGGAGGAGAGCAUUACAAUGAAGCAGACUGAGGAAUGUGGUUGAGACUACCCUUAUGAGACACUAAAAUGCACCAGCAGAUGGACAAUGCUUGUGCUGUUACCCCACUGAACUUCAUUUCCUUCACCGAAAGGGAGGACUCUAGGUCCUCAGCAUCAGAGAUUAUAUACCAAGAAUUGCCUCCUCAUUUUACUCAUCCUUUUGUUCAUACAACAUCUUUAGUACCAUGUCAAAUGUAAGACUGAAAUGAUAGCGACGAGCAAUACUAAUACUCUGGAUAGAGAAAAUCAAAAGCAUAUUUUCAUAUCAAACAUAUCAAUAAGUCUAUUGAGUAUAUAUUCUUCUAUUUCGUGUUUUAUUUUGCUGAUCUAUCUAUUGUUAGCUAGCCAGAAAAGAAGCUAGCUAGCUAACAGCUAGUUAGUAUUGUACAUAUUUCUCUUUCUCACUAGUUAUAGAUUGUAAAAUAGGCCUUAAAUCCAUCAGAUGUGCAAAAGCAGCUGUGUGAAAUGAAGGGUAGGUGUUCCGUAGUGAACACACACUGUAUGGGUCAUUUUUUAACCAUGUGUGAAAAAGUGAUGUAGAAAUAUAAAAUGUACCUUUGUUUAUAAAGUCAGAAAGGAAAAAGGAUAAUUAAUGGUUUCUGUUCAUCAAAAAUAAGAUAUUUAAUGAUCAAAUAUAUUUCUUUUAAAAAAUAUAGAAAAGAAACACCCAGCCAUGCAUGAAAUAACACAGGAAAAGAUUGUAAUUGUUUACCCAUGUUUUGCAUUAGAAGGGUAGUGAUACACCGUGACUUUGACUCAAAAAGUAACAAAGAAAAAUUUAAAUAAGGAUUUGUGAAAAUAUAAAACAAAUUAAUUGGAGAAUACAUGAAAUAGCAAAUGAUGAAAAUUAUUCACUGAAAAGAUAUAGAAAAUAAAAACUGAGCCAGGGUCACUUUUGACCCAUGUUGCGUAUCAAAGGGUUAGAAGAUGAUUAUAUAUUGAUAAAACAUGUUUUGCAAUAUCAUUAUUGAGGAUUUUAAUUAUUCACAUUCUGUAUGAUUUGGAAAGUGUUAUACUGGUGAAAUAGUGAAAAAGACAAUGAAAAGCCUUGAUUAUUACUUAAACAAAUGAAUUGUAAUUUGUACCAAACUUCUUUGCAGGAAGAAAUAAUCAGAAAAAUUAAGUAUUGGAAAAGUUACUUUAAAACAAAGCAUCACAAAUAAUAUGUGGCGGAAUAACAACACUCAUGUAAAGUACAAGUUCCUCAAAACCGCAUACUGAAACCCAAAUCAGCUGCACCAGGUACUACAAGCGACCAUUAAGUUGAAUUAACGUCUCUUUAAAAUAGUUUGAAGUCCUGACUAGGACCCUCGCGGAUUGUUGAUGUGUUCUGGGUGUGGUUUCUAAAGUAGUACAGG
Molecule: messenger RNA, 3332 nt
Organism: Pleuronectes platessa (European plaice)
Lineage: Eukaryota; Metazoa; Chordata; Actinopteri; Pleuronectiformes; Pleuronectidae
Product: inositol-trisphosphate 3-kinase A
Exons: 7
Coding region: 128-1978 (616 amino acids)
Biological process (GO): inositol phosphate biosynthetic process
Cellular component (GO): cytoplasm; nucleus
Molecular function (GO): inositol tetrakisphosphate kinase activity; inositol-1,4,5-trisphosphate 3-kinase activity
Source: RefSeq, a predicted model, not a curated record